CCUAGUGAAAAUUUUCAAAAUCUCCUCCUUUCCUCCCAUUCAUUUCCAGAACUCACUUGUUGGGCUCCACCUUGGGUUCCCUUUCACUCCAUCGUAACACUGAUCAGAUCUCAGUCUCGUAUCAGAUCUCAACCUCUCGUCUACUCCUCACAAAAAUGGCCGCCGCAUCCACGGCAUCGAGGCCCCGCGCAUCCAAAUCGGAGUCCUUCGUCGACAACAAACGCAAGGAAGACAUCCGAUCCGCCAACAUCAACGCCGGCCGCGCCGUCGCCGACGCCGUCCGCACGAGCCUCGGCCCCAAGGGGAUGGACAAGAUGAUCUCCACCGCGAGCGGCGAGGUCAUCAUCACCAACGACGGAGCCACGAUCGUCAACAAGAUGGACGUCUUACAGCCCGCCGCGAAGAUGAUGGUGGAGCUCUCCAAAUCUCAGGACUCCGCCGCCGGAGACGGGACCACCACCGUCGUCGUUCUCGCCGGAGCCUUGCUUAGAGUCUGCCAAUCGCUCUUAGCCUCCGGGAUCCACCCUACCGUGAUCUCGGACGCGCUCCACAAGUCUUGUGGUAAGUCCGUUGAUAUCUUAACCGCCAUGGCUGUCCCUGUGGAACUCACUGAUAGAGAAUCUUUAGUGAAAUCGGCUAGCACGUCGUUGAAUAGUAAGGUUGUUAGUCAGUACUCUACAUUGCUCGCUCCGUUAGCUGUGGAUGCGGUUCUCUCCGUGAUUGAUCCGGAGAAGCCGGAGAUCGUUGAUCUGCGUGAUAUCAAGAUUGUUAAGAAGCUUGGUGGGACUGUUGACGAUACGCACACGGUGAACGGUUUGGUGUUUGACAAGAAGGUGAGCCAUGCUGCUGGUGGACCUACGAGGAUGGAGAACGCGAAGAUCGCUGUGAUUCAGUUCCAGAUCUCGCCUCCGAAGACGGACAUUGAGCAGAGUAUUGUUGUUUCGGAUUAUACUCAGAUGGAUAGGAUCUUGAAAGAAGAGAGGAACUACAUCUUGGGGAUGAUUAAGAAGAUUAAAGCGACUGGUUGUAAUGUUUUGUUGAUCCAGAAGAGUAUUUUGAGGGAUGCUGUGACUGAUCUGUCUCUUCACUAUUUGGCUAAAGCUAAGAUUAUGGUGAUUAAGGAUGUUGAGAGGGAUGAGAUUGAGUUUGUUACCAAGACGUUGAACUGCUUGCCGAUCGCUAACAUUGAACAUUUCAGAGGCGAGAAGCUUGGCCAUGCUGAUCUCGUUGAAGAAGCGUCGCUUGGAGAUGGGAAGAUUUUGAAGAUCACUGGGAUUAAAGAUAUGGGGAGGACCACCUCUGUUCUUGUCCGUGGUUCUAAUCAACUUGUUUUGGAUGAAGCUGAGAGGAGUCUGCACGAUGCUUUGUGUGUUGUCAGGUGUUUGGUGAGCAAGAGGUUUUUGAUUGCGGGAGGUGGUGCGCCUGAGAUUGAGCUCUCGAGGCAGCUGGGUGCUUGGGCUAAGGUGCUACAUGGGAUGGAAGGUUACUGUGUGAAGUCUUUCGCUGAAGCUCUCGAGGUUAUCCCGUACACGCUAGCUGAGAAUGCAGGUUUGAAUCCUAUUGCUAUUGUGACUGAACUCAGGAACAAGCAUGCUCAAGGGGAAAUAAACUCUGGGAUCAAUGUGAGGAAAGGGCAGAUCACUAACAUCUUGGAGGAGAAUGUCGUGCAGCCUCUGCUUGUGAGCACCAGCGCGAUCACUCUAGCGACUGAAUGUGUAAGGAUGAUUUUGAAGAUCGAUGACAUCGUUACUGUGAGGUAGUGUGGUAGUUUCAUCCUUGCUCCAUCUGAGGCUUUGUUUCUUUUUCGUGUUUUUUUUUUUCGCAAUUUGUUGUUGAACUUAGACCCCCCUCGUCUUUCACCAUGUUCUAUUGCAGCUAAGUUGUUUUCUUUGUGGUUUAGUGCGACUUUAAUUCUUUCUAGUGAUUUGAUAUCAAGAAUUCCCCUUUUUUGUUUAAGAUG
This is a messenger RNA of Raphanus sativus (radish), 1960 nucleotides long. Its product is annotated as T-complex protein 1 subunit delta. The coding region runs from base 156 to 1760 and encodes 534 amino acids. The transcript has a single exon. The record is from RefSeq and is a predicted model, not a curated record. Gene Ontology annotation, molecular function: ATP-dependent protein folding chaperone; ATP hydrolysis activity; ATP binding. Gene Ontology annotation, cellular component: chaperonin-containing T-complex. Lineage: Eukaryota; Viridiplantae; Streptophyta; Magnoliopsida; Brassicales; Brassicaceae. Gene Ontology annotation, biological process: protein folding.